This is a messenger RNA of Hemicordylus capensis (graceful crag lizard), 1563 nucleotides long. It is a transcript of the gene SMARCB1, whose product is annotated as SWI/SNF related, matrix associated, actin dependent regulator of chromatin, subfamily b, member 1. The record is from RefSeq and is a predicted model, not a curated record. The coding region runs from base 114 to 1274 and encodes 386 amino acids. The transcript is spliced from 10 exons. Gene Ontology annotation, cellular component: nuclear chromosome; nucleus. Lineage: Eukaryota; Metazoa; Chordata; Lepidosauria; Squamata; Cordylidae. Gene Ontology annotation, biological process: regulation of transcription by RNA polymerase II; chromatin remodeling. Gene Ontology annotation, molecular function: transcription coregulator activity.
CUCGCCGGAAGGGAGCGACGGCAGCGCAUGCGCGUUAGCCCCGUCGGUUAGGCCGCGCCCGCCCCCUCCUCCCCGCCCGCUGGUCCGGCCCGGCUCUGGGUAAAGCCGCCGCGAUGAUGAUGAUGGCUCUGAGCAAGACCUUCGGGCAGAAGCCCGUCAAGUUCCAGCUCGAGGAGGACGGGGAGUUCUACAUGAUCGGCUCCGAGGUGGGCAACUACUUGCGGAUGUUCCGUGGCUCGCUCUACAAGAGGUACCCCUCGCUCUGGAGGCGGCUGGCCACGGUGGAAGAGAGGAAGAAGAUUGUGGCCUCUUCCCACGAAUCUCAGCGGAGCCACAGCCCCAGAAGAUAUCAUGGUUAUACCACCCUAGCUACUAGCGUGACUCUCCUGAAGGCGUCUGAAGUAGAAGAGAUCUUGGAUGGAAAUGAUGAGAAGUACAAGGCCGUAUCAAUCAGCACGGAGCCCCCUACCUACCUUCGAGAACAGAAGGCCAAAAGGAACAGCCAGUGGGUCCCAACCCUUCCCAACAGCUCCCACCACCUGGACGCUGUACCGUGCUCGACAACCAUUAACAGAAACCGGAUGGGCAGAGACAAGAAGAGAACAUUCCCGCUCUGCUUUGAUGACCACGACCCUGCUGUGAUUCACGAGAACGCCUCACAGCCGGAGGUGCUGGUUCCCAUCCGGCUGGACAUGGAGAUAGAUGGGCAGAAGCUGAGAGACGCUUUUACGUGGAAUAUGAAUGAAAAACUCAUGACCCCGGAAAUGUUUUCGGAGAUUCUUUGUGACGACCUGGACUUGAAUCCCCUGACCUUUGUUCCUGCGAUUGCAUCGGCGAUACGGCAGCAGAUCGAAUCCUACCCGACAGACAGUCUCUUGGAGGACCAGUCGGAUCAGCGCGUCAUUAUUAAGCUGAACAUCCAUGUGGGGAACAUCUCCCUGGUGGAUCAGUUUGAGUGGGACAUGUCCGAGAAGGAGAAUUCCCCCGAGAAGUUUGCCCUGAAGCUGUGCUCGGAGUUGGGGCUGGGCGGCGAGUUUGUCACCACCAUUGCGUACAGCAUCCGGGGGCAGCUGAGCUGGCAUCAGAAGACCUACGCCUUCAGCGAGAACCCUCUGCCGACCGUGGAAAUCGCCAUUCGUAACACUGGAGAUGCCGACCAGUGGUGCCCUUUACUUGAAACCCUGACCGAUGCGGAGAUGGAGAAGAAGAUCCGAGACCAAGACAGAAACACCCGACGCAUGCGGCGUUUGGCCAACACAGCUCCUGCCUGGUAACUCUCUCUCUCGAAGCGCUGCGUUGAGCCUCCAGCCUCGUCUCCCCGGAGGGACUGCGCGUCGGGCAAGGCCUUCCUCCAUCUGGGAACUGGCAGCACUUCCGUUCUGCUGGCUUAGCAGACCAGAGGGCAGGUGACAUCCGCUUCCUCUACCUCGUUGCUACCUGUUGCCCAAGGGUCCCGUCACGACCAGCGGCAGCAGCUUUCUGAGCACCGAUCUCUCUCCCUCCCUCCCGCUCCCCACCCCAGUUAGGACAACUUUUUAAAUAAAAGAAAUGAGUACAACUUUG